Cottoperca gobio is the source of this 5911-nucleotide messenger RNA. It is a transcript of the gene dnajc14, whose product is annotated as DnaJ (Hsp40) homolog, subfamily C, member 14. Lineage: Eukaryota; Metazoa; Chordata; Actinopteri; Perciformes; Bovichtidae. The coding region runs from base 874 to 2871 and encodes 665 amino acids. The transcript has 7 exons. The record is from RefSeq and is a predicted model, not a curated record. Gene Ontology annotation, molecular function: dopamine receptor binding.
UUCCUUACUGGGCUCGUUCGGUGUCCAUAACAUGCCUUAGCUUACUCGUCAAACCCCACAGGAAGGGGAAACAGCCGUUAAUGGUAACGUUAGCUCGUCCAGCUCGCUGCUGUUAUUAGCUAGCUUUACAGUUAGCUGCUCGGUUGGCUAUCUGCUAGCUAAAGACGUUACCAGUGUGCUGCUGUGAUGUCGUUUAAUCCUCGCCUGAGACCGUAUUUAGUCGAAAUGUUGUCAGGUUAGCCAGCCAGAUAGCAAGCUAAUUAUAGCCCCUGUCUGUCAUCCUGUUGGCUGGCUUCUUUUCCAUGCUAACUCUCUGGCUGUCAGCUAACAUUAGCCGCCUUUAACAUAUUUGCUGAUGUUAUUAGAGUUACAUUAGUAUCCAUUAUUAAGUCUACCAGACAGGAUUGACCGUUAUAUAAUGGCUGCUUUUCUCGCUUUUGCUCGGCUCUAAAAGGUCAAACGUGUGUUCAUAUAACGCUCGCUCGUUUCUAGAAACACCGUAUUUCCUCAUUGGGUAUCUGAAACAACUGAGCCAUAUAGUUAACUAAAUGUAAUCUGCAUUGCAUUAUUGCACAUGUUGUACGUUUUAAAGCAAGUUUGAAUUAUUGUACUUCUACAACGACUGGACAGAUAAGGUCAUGCUGUUGCGUUACAUAUAACGACGUGAUGCAUGAUGUGAGUGUGAAAGCCUUUUUGACACCUGGAAGUGGCUGCUGAUAUGGUGGACCUGAGACUGACCCUAAGGAGCCCCCAGUCUCACUUUUUUAUGAGAGCCUGGGGAAAAUGUUGCCACAGAUUUUGGAUUUAGGAUAUCAUCUUCCAUGAGAUUCCAAUUCAAUUUCAAAGCGAUUCAAUCAAACAGCUGUAGGGAACAUGGAGAGAGAAGCAGCUGAGAAGGAGAUGGAUUGCCCUAUAGACACUGACGAGGAGAUACUUUACGGUGAUUUCACCUCAGUGACCGAGUCUCCUCAGUGGGAGGCCAGACGGACUGAUGACGAAUGUGAGCAGGAGGACAAAACAGCCUAUGUCAAAUCUCAGGACACCCCAAAUCCACAAGACUCUGGGAUUGGCGAAGCAGAGUAUUGUGGAUCUACAGAGGCCAAAGAAGAUUCUGAGGAGGCUUCAGAUGGGUCCGAGCAUGACGACACUGCAGAUCACGAGGACUCGCAUGUUAUAAAUCAAGAAGAGGAUGAAGCUGCGAAGGAGCAGCACAUGAACGGGGAGUCUGGUUGGCAGAACGUGGGUCCUGGACGGAGAUUCAGAUUGAGGAGCAGUGGAUCAGUUUCAGAGCAGAGCAGUCAAAGUGCUUUUUCCUCCAUUCAAAAAGGAAAUGUUAUUUCAAGUGGUGGUCGGCACAAGCAGACCCGCAGACGUAACCACCACCACCAUCAGAAUCGAGGCCGCAGGCGGACAGGCAACCAGCUCGUCUUAGCCUUCAAGGAGAUGCUAUCGGAGUCUCUGAGCUUCUGGUGCAUCUCCUGCGUCCACAUGAUGAUUGAGAUUAUUGUCACAUUAACUCACAAUUGUGGAGUCGGUGUGGAGACUGGAGGGAUGAAACUUUACAACUUUGGGCAGCAGAUCCUUGUAAAAAUCACAGACACAGCAGGAAUGAAGGCGGAUGCUAGUCGGAUUCUGAAAUGGACAAAAUGCACAGGAACAGACCUGGUAGAUAAAAUAGUUCGGUCAGUGAAGUGGGUAAAGACAGCUGCCUUAUCUUGUUUGAGACUUUUCUGUGCUUUGGUUAUUCUCGGUUACCAGUGGGCAAAAGGUCCGUUGGUUCGCCUUGGUGGAGAGAGGGGAAAACGCUAUUGGACAACAUUUCAGGAGUCAAGGUUUUGGAUGAGGUUGGUUUCCCUCAUGCAGAGAGUCCGAAGCAGGUUUAGGAGGCGUGGCCAUGUACCACCGUCCAGCCCCGACUCACCCGGCAGAGCAGGGAGAAGCCAGCCAGGCCAGGAGCUGGAGAGACUGCUGGCCUUGGCUGAGGUACCAGAGGAAGAGCUCGACCCCUUUACAGUGCUCGGGGUGGAGGUGCAUGCCACUGAGGCUGAGCUGAAGAAAGCCUACAGACAGCUGGCUGUCCAGGUCCAUCCGGACAAGAAUAAACACCCACGAGCUGGAGAGGCGUUCAAAGUACUCAGGGCUGCCUGGGAUAUUGUCAGUAACCCAGAGACACGACGAGAGUAUGAGUUGAAGCGUAUGGCAGCAACCGAGCUCUCAAAGUCCAUGAACGAGUUCCUCACUAAACUGCAGGAUGACCUGAAGGAAGCCAUGAACACCAUGAUGUGUACCAAGUGUGAAGGCAAACACAAGCGGUUCGAGAUGGAUCGUGAACCUGCUGAGGCCCGGUUCUGUGCUGAAUGCAACCGUUGCCAUAGUGCUGAGGAGGGGGACCUGUGGGCCGAGUCCAGCAUGUUGGGCCUACGUAUCACAUACUUUGCUUUUAUGGAUGGCAAGGUGUAUGAUAUUACAGAGUGGGCAGGCUGCCAAAGAAUAGGUAUUUCCCCUGACACGCACCGCGUGCCCUAUCACAUCUCUUUCGGUUCAAAGAACAACAGCAACUCCACACGACACAGGACGCCCUCAGAGAACGCCACAGCUCCGACCAACCCCGCAGAUUUGCAGGACUUCUUCAACCGCAUCUUCAAGGGAGGACCUCCCAACGACAUGGCUGCCAAUGGGGGCUUCUUCCCCUCAGGUCCACCCCCUCAUCACCCACCUGGUGCUGCAGCGCCCCCGUUCUCCCCUCCCCCGCCGAGCCAGACGGGUUUCUUCAUGCCGGGCGGUCAACGGCCAGAGUCCGGCGAGACGUGGGCUGAAAGUGGCAAACCCCCCAGAAGGAGGAAGAAGGUCCGCAAACCCUUCCAGAGGUGAAGUUGGUUGACCUCUCAGCGUAUCAACACAGGGACACAAUAAAUAAUGGCCAUGUUUGUCUCUCGCCUGCCUGUUGGCAUGCCAAGAUCUGAACUGGAGAUAAUUCAUGCGGUCAGAUCAGCCAGAGGAGAGAGAGACUGGAGCCUGUUGACUGAACAAGUAUUGAAGGAGGGUUGAAAAGGUAACGGUGAUGGUGCUUUACCUCUCAUCUCACUUUGUGUUGGUCUUUAAGGCGUCUGUAGCCUUGGCAUUGAAAUCCUUAUCGGGAUGCUGUAAUGAAGCGUUUUCCUUUUUCAUAAUUUCCUGCCAAAUCCUGCAAUGCAUGAUUUACUCACCUGCAUUUUAACACUUCGGUUUUCUCACUUUUAUUGUUAAAGUUUUGUAUGAGGUUACUUUAAGACGUUUGGUUCCAGACAGAGUGAGGGACACUUUAAGAGAGGGUUACUGUGAGUAAUGGAUCACUAUAAGUAACAUGAAUGAUAAUGAUCCGGUCAGCUUCACUGUCAGUGGUUGUUCUUGUUCAAUCUGCACCUCGCCCUCCACAUUUCAAGAAUUAAUGGAAACCAGUUAAACCCAAUACAUCGGAACUCAAUUUACAAAAAGACUUGCGCAGUAGCCACACUUGUAUCGACGAGGAGCUCUGGGAGCCGUUUGCUUUUACAAUAAAAUCCGAGGGUGUGGUGUGAAUCUCUGGUAGUGUGCCUACAGACACGCAGCAAGAUCUCAGUGACGGUCACAUGCAGUCAACCUCCAGCAUUGGGGAUCCACAGAGGCAACUAGCAUUUGUGUUAUGUUUCCUAGUUAUUUUUAUUACUAUGAACAAGAAAAUUGUCCCUCAAACUGACAUAAUGAAUAUUUAAAUAUUACCUGAAUCUUUCUAAAGUUGAGAAAUAACAGACUUGUGUUCUCUAGAAGUUCAGUGGUGAGAUAUUACAAAUCCUUUCAAAGGUGGUAUUACUAUAUGGAGAUUUGGCUAUUUGUACAUAAUUAGUUAUGCUAUAAUUGAUGCUGCUUGUGUGGCGAUUACCAGAGAAUCACAUGCUGCUUUUAUUAACUUUUUUUUUUUUUUAAAGUCUCAGAGAGUGAAGAUGUCAAAUCUUGACCCCCAAUAAGUAAAACUAAUUUAUACUGAUUCAAACAUGCUAAAUCUUCCUGCUGCUUAUUGUUUCAGCUCUAGGUUAAAAGUGACACCUUGACAUUUUGAAAUGUUGUUUUCUUCACUAGGGAUUUAUUGCUGUUUCGAAGACAACACAAUUGAUCUGCACUGCCCUCUGUUGAUUCACUGGGAAACCACACAAAAUGAAAACGGUCAGUUAAACUGAUUUACAGCCAUUUGAGUCUUAAAUGUAUCAGAAAUUGUGGUAAUUUACAAAAACUAAAGCAAGCCUGACCUGUAUUAAAACUUAGUGCUGUCAAACGUUCCUCAUCAGCAUUGUUUCUUUAAUGUCUUCUGUUAUGACUGUCACCCUGCUCAGGAUUAGUCUGUAAAAACAAAUCUAAACAUUCAAAAAUAACAGUGCUACACGUGUGUAAAGCUCACAUCAGAUUUGAUUCCAGGUUAUUCAGUUAAAAUGAUUGUUUCCCCCUUCAGCUCCUGAUAGUUUAAGAAAUAAUGACUCUUAAGGUUUUGCAGUCAUUUGCUAUAAACUGGUGUUUUUUAAAAAAAAACUAAUACUUAAAAAUGUCAAGGUCACAGGUUCACAUACUAUCUAAUCUAAAGCUUAACUGAUAUACUGUGUGUUACAACCUGAAGGGGUCAGAAAAUAAUAAUAAUAAUAAUAGGUUGUAUUUUGGGUUUUGUUUCUUGAUACGUUUCCUGCAUAGAAAUAAUUUAAGAGAACGGAGCGGUUAUUGUUUACACCUGAUAUGUGAAUAUUGUGAGAGUGUAGUGAAAUGGCAAUUAUGUGUGAUACGGCAUUUGAUAAAGGCAAUUUCUUUUUAUAUUGACGGUUGAUGGAAAGUACCAUGUUCAAUGUUUUUUGUUGUUGUGUUAAUUUGCACACCCACCUCUGUAAUAACAGGGAUUUUGAACAGUCAUCAGUGAUUUAGCCUAACCAGACUCCUGCAGCUGAGUAGGAGGUGUAGCUCGCUAAGCUAACAGCUCAUUUACAAAUUUAAGAUUAUUAUUUUUUUUUUUUUGGGGUAGAAUCUGAAUGUUAAAUGAAAAUCUUGAAUUUUAGUUGCACGACAGUCACACUCUGGAGAAACACGCGUAUCAGAACUGUUUUCUGGCGGUGUAACUCUUGAUGUGGGGUUUGUCUGGUAGCUUGAGAAGAUGAACCUUUUUGUUGCAAAUGUUUUUUGAGCUCAUGAAGCAUGUCAUUAAGUUCGCCAUGUUUCUUUUCAUGUGUCAAAUAGUUUCGUUCUUGUACGCAUUAGACCAGUUUCCCCAGACAUGGAUUGAAUUGUCAACUGAAACCAACUAAAAAUAAUCCUGAAUGUAUCUUUUAUUAUGGCGGGAAAAAGAAAGGUUAACGCUAAGACAGAAAACUAUGGAGGCCUUUAAAACUAGUCUAAUUGGGUUAGGGUUAAAUUCAGAUGUGUGAUGAUCAGAAAGAAAUCAAAUGAGUUUGAUAAAUACUUCAUUUAUUCCACAUGUUCUUUUAGACCACAUGCAAUGUUUCAUUUAGGCCUUGAUCUAAGUUCCUAGCCACAUUUUCAGAAAAACUCUUUAUAUCUUGAUAUAUCGUCAAAUCUUCUUCAGUCCCUGUCUGGGAAACUGGAUUCACAGCUGAAACCACGCUGAGCAGAGUGCAUCGUUUUCCACACCUUGACUUGAGAAUUCACAGUGCUGUAUGUUAAAGGUAGCAGGUUAAAGUCUAAGAGGUUAAUGAAAGAGCCAACACUUCAGAAUUUUUCUUUCUUUUCCAAGUUUAACAGAAUAUGCAGAAGUAUUGCAAAAAAUAUCUGACAAUCAUCAGGGUUUUUUGUAGGGAAUUGUGAGGCGAGUUCCCUGGCUGGCAAACAGUUUUAAAAUAUCACUGUUGGGUUUCUUUCCCCCGCUUUCUCUGGUUUUCAAAAUAAAGAGGAUUUCCUAUAU